AUGGCGGCCAUGAGAGCUUCUUCUGCUGCGGUGGCUCUGCUGCUGCUGCUUCUCUCGGUUGCGGCGGCCGCCGCAGCCGGCCGCCCGGCACGUAAAGAUCUCGGACUCGGACUCGGCCUCGGCCUGGGUUUAGGCCUCGGUGGCUCAGGCUCCGCCUCGGGAUCCGGAUCAGGCUCGGGGUCCGCUUCGUCCUCUGGUUCGGGUGCUGGCUCAUCUGCCGGCUCGUACGCCGGUUCUGGCUCAGGUUCUGGCGCAGGCUCGUCUGCCGGUUCGGGCGCAGGGUCCGGCGCAGGUCAAGGAAAUGGGAGCGGGUCCGGGUACGGAGAGGGACACGGGUACGGAGAAGGCCACGGUUCGGGAUCCGGAAACGGAGAGGGUUCGGGUUCAGGCUACGGUGAAGGCCAUGGAUAUGGAUCCGGAUCCGGAUCCGGUAGGGGUGGUCAUAAUUAA
Messenger RNA from Zingiber officinale, 450 nucleotides. RefSeq names its product cell wall protein IFF6-like. The transcript has a single exon. NCBI's taxonomy places the organism in Eukaryota, Viridiplantae, Streptophyta, Magnoliopsida, Zingiberales, Zingiberaceae. Bases 1 to 450 code for a protein of 149 amino acids. The record is from RefSeq and is a predicted model, not a curated record.